AUGUCGAAUCUAGGACUCAUCGCUGAAGGUGCUGCUGGUGUGAUAGGGUUUCGCUCUGAAUUCUUGAAUCAACAGCAGAUUGAUAAGAUGAAGGGCUUGAUUACACGCAAUUGGUUUCCCUGGAUCAUUGCAAUGCUUGGCUUGUUCGAAGCCAGCCAGCUGGUGGAAGGUAUGGAAGCAUGGAAUGAUCCUUUGAGGUUCUAUCCCCGUCCCAUCUCGACCAAAAUGAAGUUCUGGUUCUUCAACGUGACCAAUCCCCAGGAAUUCAUGGAUGGAAAUGGACCUUUGAACCUGGUGGAAAUCGGUCCCUAUGUAUUCCGAGAGGUACUUGAGAAGAAUGUGACCGGGACGUUUGGUAAUGGGACAGUGGAAUACUACGAGACGAAGACGUUCUUCUUCGUGGAGGAGGAGUCGGUGGGAAAUCAAAGCGAGUUGAUAACGACAAUCAACGCUCCUGUACUCGGUUUUAUUGCCGGAUUGGUGAAAUUAGACAAUCCGAUCAUGAAUAUAGUCUUGCCGCUAUUAGAGGAGAUCAUAAUGCAUUACCCGGAGGGAAGAGCGUUUGUCACAAAGACAGUGGAGGAAUUGCUUUUCAAAGGCUACUAUCUGCCGUUCAUUGAAGACGUGGCUUCUUUCUUAAUAAUGAAUUUAACAUUAUCUGAAGAAUUCGUUCAAGAUAUCCUGAGUCAGCUACUACCACCCGAUAUGUGGGACUUCCAUUUUGCAUUCUAUCGAGAUAUCGCGAGGAAUGGGACGGUGGACGGGCCCUACCUUGUUGGAACAGGAGAAGACGAUCCCUCCGAUUUUGGAAGGAUUCAUCUCUGGCACGGAGAAUCCAUGCACUACAUGGAGCCUUGGAGUUCGGAGGAGUGCAAUGCCAUCAACGGCACUGACGGAACUGUCUUCCCUCCAUUCGUUGACACGGAGACCCUUCUCUACACUUUUGGAAACAUGGAGCAUGGAAGUGUUUGGGAUUUCGGGCAACGCAUCAAUAAGCACCACGAGAUUGAGUGCAACUUUCUUUCUCCUGCAGAUCCGUUCACUUCAGAUAUGAGAAACACACGGAAGUCGGAGGCAUUUCUGGAUAUCGUUUCGUUCUUCACCCUGACUCUGUUGCAUCUGCAGAAGUUCGUCCGGAGAACGAAUGCUUUUGUAUCGACGACGAAUGCCUCGGAGCUGGCCUUCUCGAUGUCGCUCAAUGUUCUUACGAGAACUGGAUUCCUACUCCGAGCUAGGAAGAGACUGCAGACGAAUGUGAAAGUACGACCGUUUGAGGAUUAUGACACAUUCAAGAACAUUCCUGAAAUGGAAAUUCCUGUUUUCUGGGCCGAAGAGGGAAACAUGGAGCAUGGAAGUGUUUGGGAUUUCGGGCAACGCAUCAAUAAGCACCACGAGAUUGAGUGCAACUUUCUUUCUCCUGCAGAUCCGUUCACUUCAGAUAUGAGAAACACACGGAAGUCGGAGGCAUUUCUGGAUAUCGUUUCGUGCUUCACCCUGACUCUGUUGCAUCUGCAGAAGUUCGUCCGGAGAACGAAUGCUUUUGCAUCGAAGACGAAUGCCUCGGAGCUGGCCUUCUCGAUGUCGCUCAAUGUUCUUACGGUAACCGGGAAACAGUUCAUCAUGUCCUCUCCUCAUUUCUACGUACCGGAAGGAGCUGGAGACAAUGGAUUCAAUGCGUCCCUCAUCCAUGGAAUCGCACCCCUCAAGGACUUACACGAAAACUUCAUCGACAUCGAACCGAGAACUGGAUUCCUACUCCGAGUUAGGAAGAGACUGCAGACGAAUGUGAAAGUACGACCGUUUGAGGAUUAUGACACAUUCAAGAACAUUCCAGAAAUGGAAAUUCCUGUUUUCUGGGCCGAAGAGAGUACCGAAGAGGACCAAGGAAAGGAACGGAGGCGCAGACCCAGACCACCCAGCGGCGGCGGAGGUGGAAUUGGAAACGGCGCAAUCUCUCGAGAAGUGGGCAUAGGGGUCGGUUGUGCGGUUCUAGGUCUCACGCUCCUGGCCUCGGCUACUUACUGUUAUUGUAAGCGCAAGCAUAGGACGUGAGAGUUUACUCACAUUAUAGGAUGUACAGUCAAGGAAAUUCAUUUCGCUUAAAUUCCUUGAUAUCUUGAAGAUGCUCAUCGCAUUCUCAUAUGAGCCACAAUAAACUCCAUGGCUAAUCUACAGUACAUUGCACAAUAGUGCCUAUUUCAUGACUAGUUUCUAGUGUCCCAUUCAGUCAUCCUAUUGAUGCAACGGGGGAAUUUAAGUUAUAGCAUGAAACACUUUAUGGUAAAACCCUUUCUCAGUUACUUUCGCUCAGUCUCCAGGUCUCAAGAUCUGGCUGAGAUUUUAAGGGAGCACGAUAUUUAAUCAUAAAUUGUAUUUCAAGUGAUUUUGAAAAUAAAU
Darwinula stevensoni is the source of this 2397-nucleotide messenger RNA. Lineage: Eukaryota; Metazoa; Arthropoda; Ostracoda; Podocopida; Darwinulidae. The record is from the annotation of a GenBank genome assembly.